Molecule: messenger RNA, 3248 nt
Organism: Quercus robur (English oak)
Lineage: Eukaryota; Viridiplantae; Streptophyta; Magnoliopsida; Fagales; Fagaceae
Exons: 6
Coding region: 26-1783 (585 amino acids)
Molecular function (GO): protein binding
Source: RefSeq, a predicted model, not a curated record
CCCAAACUCUCUUCUAUUCUAUUCUAUGGCCGUCGAAAGUUCAUCGACAACGUCAAGGCCAAAUGACGAUAGAUCCGUCAUCUUUUUCGGCGGUUUCACCCUGGACAGGCAAAGGUCGGAGACUGAGAGGGAUGAUGGAGUCAUCGUAUCACAGAUAGAAUGGUUUUCCAUUGAUGUCCCAGACGCAGACUCACACUGUCAAAAGCAAAAGCAAAAGCUCAAUCCGCUUUCGGUGAUGGAGAUUGAGAAUCAGUGUUACUUUGCAGCAUUAGACUCCUCUAUCUAUUGUAUUAGCAGUCAUCACUUUCGUGAUCGAGUUCAGAUUUUCGACCUCACCGGUGGGGAUAUUAAUGGUUGGCAGCCUGGUCCUCCACCGAUUGUUAGUAGAGUCAACCCACACAAGUUCGUCGUCAACGGAAAGUUGUACAUUUUAGGUGGUGUACGGGAAGUUAAGUCUCCCUGGAUGGAAGUUUUAGAUCCUAAAAUAGGAGUGUGGAAACCGUUACCCAAUCCUCCAGUGGAGGUUGACCAUCAUAGUCGGAGUGUUGUCGCUCUUCUUCUUAAGCCCGAGAAGGCACAGAUUCUUGUCAGUUCAUUCCUUAGUGGCGAUCGUCCUCCUCAAUUUCGUUUCCUUACAUACAACAUCGAUGAUCAGUCUUGGGAACCACUCGAUACUCCCGUGUCCGUCUUCAAGCUACUUCGUGGUUUUGGUUUCAGUCAGACAACUAAUACUGCUUUAGCAGAGGGUGAUACUCUCUAUUGGGUUUCCUUCGAUUAUUUCGCUAGACAUGAAUUGGUUAUACACGCUUACAAUCUGAUUACUGAUGAGUGGUUCGAGGGCUUUCUCAACACUCGCGAUGAAAUCUUUGGGAAGAAAGAAUUACUAACUGAGCAUCGUCCUCACGGUCUUCUCCAUUUAGGCCAUAGUAAAUUCUGUCUUCUCUUGCAGUCCACCUUCAUUCCUAAUACUAAUUGGAGGCUGAGGGAACGUGAUCAGCACAUUGAAAUUCCUUACUUGUAUUGUGUCAUAAUUGUUGUUUCUAAAAUAUCUAACAUGGACCCAGGCAAAGAAGGUUUCAAGGACUUGAAUAUUUCGGUUGUGGCCACCCACAAGUAUCCCAUGGAUCGCAGCAUAGAUAUCUUGGAUGCCCAGUUGCUUAACCUGACUUGCAGGGAUCGCUGCUCUUAUACAUCAAAGCAGAAGAAACCAAAGAAUUCACAAGAUAAUUCUGAUGGUGAGUCUCUUCCUUUUAAGGAACAGAUUCAGCCAGUUGUUCCAACCCAGCAAGGACAGACAUGUGUUCCAUCGGCAUCUCAGCAGUUUCAGCCUAUGGUACAGGGGUCUCCCUCAAAUGUUGCAAUGCCUGCUAAUCUGAGUCAACCAAGGGUCCCUCCUGUAACAAAUCAUGUGUCUGGCCUGCCAAAUGAUAUUAGUGCAGCAUUUGUGACACCAGUACUGCAGACUGGUCAACAACCUUCAGUCAUCCCUUCUACAGAUUCUGCAGUAACUGUUCCUAGCCUUAAUCAACACUCCUCAUCUGAUUGGCAAGAGAUUAGAUAUUAUUACAACAAGAGGACAGGUGAGUCUACCUGGGAUAAGCCACCAGAAUUGAUGGCCCCAAUUGAGAACCUAAUGGUGUCUGUGGAAUUAAUACUCAUUUAUUUCCAUGGAAGAGUAUUUGGUGUGCCAAGGUACCCAAGAAGGUGUCAUUCUUUUUGUGGACAGCUUCGUGGGGUAAGAUUCUCACAAUUGAUAACCUCAACAAGAGGGGUUUACUGCUAGUCAAUUAGUGUUGUAUGUGUAGAUGCAGUAGGUAAACAGUGGAUUAUCAUUUGAUCCAUUGAGAUAUUGCUCAUGCUUUAUGUAGCAAUGUGUUUAUGAUUUUUGGAUUUAUUGGGUGUCCUGGACAAAAUAGCACCCAUUCUUUUGGGUUGGCGAAAUUGGUUUGGAAAAUAUUCCCGAGUGUAAGCAUGCGUGAUGUGAUUAGUUUGGAAGGAGCAUGAUGGUCACAAUUUUGAGGAGGUUAAUAGACCUAUUGAAUUAAAGACUAUCCUGCUUCAUACCUUGUUUUAUUUGUCUAGGACAUGAGGUUUUACUAUUUGUACCUCAAUUUUUAAUUUCUAACUUCCUUCGCAAUUUUCUGAUUCAUUUGCUUGUGUUUUUCCAAGGUUCUCUUUGUUUUUGAUCAUGAACAUAGAGCAGCGUUUUCAUUUUCAAUAACAUUAUUUUAAUUAAAAAAAAAAAACAACAGAGCAUAACAAAGACUUAAAAGGACUAGUCUUAUGAUAGCUAACGGGCUCAAUCUUUAUGAGGAUUUAUGUACUUUUUGCAUGUGUGUGUGUGAGUGUGAGAGUCAGAGAGAUGCUUUUUUCCUCUAUUGACAAAAACUACGAUUGGCUCUCUAACUUGGUACUAAUAUUUUUCUUUUGGAGACCUUUUAAUGGGUAGGUAAGAACAUGACAAUAUUCACAUUGUAGUCAUAUAGGUUUUAAUGCUUAACUUAGUUGUAGACCUAUCUGACUAUGGUUGUAAAUAUGGCAUGAUGAUAAAAACUAUUGAUUUUUGCAAAAUAGAUGGGUGUCCAUGUUUAAAUGGAAAUGUGUAAUUCCUUUUGAAGGCUCCAGAAUUCUCUAUAUCAAGUUCUAAUAAUGAAACUGGCUCCUUGAGAGUAUGUUGCUUGUCUAAGUUAGUGGUUGGUAAGAAUGUUUCCUAAAUGAAAUAUGUCAUUUACUAAUACAGAAUUUUGACAAGAUUAUUACAAAGGUAUCCUCUUAUGUUUCGUUUGUUUUAUCUACAGCUUUGUUAGUUGGUCCAAGUUGUUCUCAAUCAGAAGUUACACUUUUAAUGAUUAUAUUUUGUAACUAUUAAUGUUUGUAUUUUUUGCCAUAGAAAUUGCACAAAUGAAGAUUAGAUGAGAUUGAGGUAGAUGUUAUGAAUUUAGACAUCAACAAGGAAUCUAUGGGUGGUACUCUUGCACUCUGUUUUGGUUUCUCCAACUUGAUCAUAUGUGAUGCUUAGCAUUUGACGAGUUUUAUGGAACUUAUAUUUUAGUUGAACUUUGUUAGGUUGAAUCAUGAAACUUCAUUUGGGAUGUCAUAUUUAUAAAGGACUUUCUAGAUUGUAUAUUAUAAGCACUUUCAUGUAAUUAUGAACUUUUGGAUUGUAUGCUUUAAGUUGAACUUCGUAUUUUUCAAUUUUUAUGGUAGUUAAACGCGAGCUGAGCCAUGCUAUGUGUUUAUUAUUGUCA